AAGAGGGUUUGCCAUGAUCUGGACCAAGGCGGAUGAGACCAGAAACCUUUGUUCUUGCCUUUCCUCUCAGUAAAAAAAAAAAAAAACGGAAUUCUGCAGCUUGUUCAUGAGUCCGGUAAAUGCGCACUGCUAUUUCACGGGUUAUCGACCGCAAAUGGCUAGCUUAACUACCGGAAAUUAGGAGACUUGAACCAUUUUCGGAUCGCGCUUUUUAUGCUAGGUCCGUUUUUUUUUCUCCUGUAGCCACAACCCGAAGAGGCGACUUCCGGCCAUUUUUUUAAACCCUUUUGUCAGCCGCUAAAUGGAAAUAAAACACGGAACCGAAAGUGGAAGCAACCGAGGUAAUGAUCUCCCCGUGGGUUAUCUGCGCCUCCUGGCCCCACCCUUGCAGCUCCUGUCGGCUGCAGUGUGGCAGGUCGUGCAGCGGGGACUCGUGGAUCACUACGGGAUGCUGGAGGAGUUUGUUACCAUGGUGACGGAGCUGGUCCCAGAGCUGAUGAGCUACAGUCAGAGGGCUCAGCUCAUCCUGGGACUCAGAGCCAGGCUGGUUCUGGAGCUCUGUCAAGGCGAGCACCCGGUGGACAUGCAGACCAUCCAGCCACAUCUGGACAGAAUCAAAGCUCCCGUCAGCACCGCCAAGGACCACCACGUGAUGAUAAACCAAGUGGAGGAGUCUGAAGUGAACUUUGUGGAGCUGGUGCAUUCGUUACUGGAGGAUCCGUCWGAGAGAAAAUAUUUUUUCCAGGAAAUCUUCCCCGUUUAUUUUGGCCCAAAGUAUGACGCGGCUCUGGAGAUGCUGGUGUGGGAGUUUAUAUCCAGACUGGAGGAGCUGCUGCCGGUCCCGGACUUCACACAGUUGGCAGCUUUGCUCACAGACGCUCCGUCAUUUCUUCACGACUCCUUGCAGUCAUUUUUCUCCCCAGAAGACAUGAAGGCUGUGCUCGAUCACCACCGAAACCUCGGCCAUUUUGAAGAAAAAGAGUCGAGAUUAUUACCGAUGGACAACUGCAUCCUGUCCUCCCUCUCGGUCCCUCCUGGGGCCAGACCUGCCCCGGACACCGURUCCUGCUCGCCGGCCUCCAGGGACUCCGACCCUCCAGAACCGAAGGCACCCGCCGGCGCGAGCGACCCGGAGAGGUCGAUGAUCACACGGAGUUCGAGCUCAGUGAGRCUGAGGUCGCAGAGCAGAGCCGCCAACGCCGCGCAGAACUCCACGCAGCCGCGCAGCGAAACCAUCGACCUGACCGUGUCCAACGAGGCCGCCGCCACCGACUCGGAGGAGAGCAACCUGAGCUCGUCGGCACCUCGGAGGCGGAGGAAGAGGAAGCUGAGCGGAGGUGUGGAAGUUCCUACGAAGAAACCCGUGGAGGCUUCAGCUAUCUUGGAUUCGUCAGCAGAUGGUGAAAAUUCAAGUGAAUCUCCUCUAAUCUCCAUAUGGGGAGAAUAUACAGACACUCAGGAACGCGCCUUCCCGGUCGCCAUGGACUCGAAGGUUCCCUGGUCAGAUGAAGAGACGCUCCAGCUGCUCGACAUCUGGGGGAAGGACUCGGUGCAGCAGGCGCUGAAGGGCUGCUUGAAGAACCGGCACAUUUUCACUCAGAUCGCGCAGAAGAUGGCYGAGAGGGGCCACAUGAGGACCGUGGAGCAGUGCCAGACUAGGAUCAAACGACUGAAGAAAUGCUUCCGCAGGAGCAGCAGGGGCAACUCCAGGCAAGAUCAUAAAUUUUAUUCCAAGCUGGAGCAGAUUCUGAGCUCCUCAGCUCCAUCCACGGCUCCUGACGUAAGCUACGACGUGGAGGAAGCCGUCGACGAAGACGAKUCCCAGGACGGCGACGAGGACUUGCAGUUUGUCGGCCAGACUGGCCAACCAGAAAUAGGAACAAGAAGUAUGCCAUGGACAGACUUGGAGACUCUGGCCCUCAUCAACAUUUGGGGCGCCGACAAAAUGCAGCUGGACCUGAGAGGAGUGAACAGAACCGCACACAUUUUCACCACCAUCUCCAGCCAGCUGGCCUCCCUGGGCUUCUCCCGGACACCCGAGCAGUGCCAGACGAGGCUGAAGAGACUCAAGUCCAGCUUCAGGCAGUGCUACCAAAACAAUCUGAAAGGACAAGAGCAAGUGAGGUGCAAGUUUUACAACGAGCUGGGAAGAAUUUUAGUGAAGGACUUUGAGUCAUUAAUGCAGCUGGAGGAAAUGUCAUUYGAAACUGAAGACUUUCCUCCCUACACUCACCAGGAGAUAGAGUCCAUCAUGGGAGUUCAGGAAGACCGRAAGAAGGUGCCGUGGUCCGACAAAGAGACCAUCAUCCUGCUGGAGAUUUGGGGAGAAACUCAGGUCCAGCAGGGUUCGAGGCGCUACCCGCACAACGGUCAAAUCUUCGGCGAAGUCUCCGAGAAACUCAACGCCAACGGUUACACCCGCACCCCUGAGCAGUGCCACACCCGGAUCAAACGGCUGAAAUCGAACUAUCGCCAGUGUAAAGAAAACAUGAGUUCAUCAGGGACGGAUCGAGUCGACUUUAAAUUCUACGAUCUGCUGGAACAAAUUCUGGAGAAGCAGCCGUCAACGUCGUCCGCCGUGGUGACCGACUCCAUUGAAAUAUCAGAAGACUCCAACCAAGAGUCAGUAGCUGAAAAUGACACAGAAGCCAGAGAGUCGACAGAAGAAGCAGCGGAUGGCUCGUGGUCAGAAAAGGAGACGCAAGCCCUUAUGGAGAUCUGGGGCGAGGAGAACGUUCAGAAGGCGCUCGGGGGUUUCAUCCAAAACGGGCAYGUUUACUCGGAGAUCUCCGAGCGGCUGCACGACCUCGGCUUCUCCAAAACCCCAGAUCAGUGCCACUCAAAGGUCAAGUCCCUGAGGAUCAUCUUCCAGCAGGGCUACGAGAGGAAAAAAAGUGGGAAAAAAGUAGAUUAUAAGUUCUACCCCCAUCUGGAAGAAAUCCUGGGACAGGAGGUAACUUCUCUAGACGAGUACGAUGAACAGGACGAGCAAGCCGACCUGGAUCCAGGAGUUACGGACGGCCUGAACGCACCGUGGACGGACGAGGAGACGAUGGCUCUGGUGGAGGUGUGGGCCGCUGAYGACGUGCAGCACAGCCUGAAGACCUGCGUCCGCAACGGGCACAUAUUUGCAGAGAUUGCAGAGAAAAUGGCGGCGCUGGGCUACCUGAGGACCGCGGAGCAGUGUCAGACYCGGAUCAGGCGUCUGAAGAAGACGUACCGACGACACUGCAACAACCGGAGAAAUGGAGGGCGACCCACGGCGUUCCGGUACUUUAACCUUCUUGCCCCGGUGCUCGGUGAUGACCUGAUGUUUACUGAUGCUGACAGCUCUGUGGCUGACGCUGCAUUAGACCACCUCAUGGAUGCCGAUCCUGGCUUAUUUGAGCAGCCCUCAACCAGCCACCUCCUGACCGACAUGAGCAGAAAGAUGCCCUGGUCGGACCUGGAGACCCGCACGCUGCUGGAGAUCUGGGGCGAGAACGACGUGCAGCUGACCCUGAGGGGCUGCCUGAAGAACCGACACGUGUUUGAUUACAUCUCGGAGAAGAUGGGCAACCACGGGUUCAUCCGGACCACAGAGCAGUGCUACACUCGCAUAAAGCGCCUAAAAUACGGCUUCGUCCACGAAAAAAAACGACUGGAGCGGUCUUCAAGAUCCUUAAAGGCAGAAUUUAAAUUCUAUAACGAGAUGGAUAAGAUCUUCAGGAAGGAGUUGAGUGUGGACGAAUCUGUUGCCGAAACAUCACCUGGCGUUGAAGACGACGACUGCGUGUCUGAACCGAGCCAAGCGAAAGGCUCAGCCGCUGCAGGAAACCAGUGGACGUCCGACAGCUCCAAACAGGCAUGGGGCGACAGGGAGACCCAGACCCUGCUGGACAUCUGGGGGAGCGAGGAGAUCCAGGAGAAUAUGAAGAGCACCGCCAAGAACAAACACAUGUACAAGCAGAUCUCUCAGGCCAUGACCAGCCAGGGCUACCAGCGCACGCCUGAGCAGUGCCAGUCCAGGAUCAAGAGGCUGAGGGCCACCUUCAAACACUUCCUGGAAGGACGACAAGGAGAGAGACAGGAGUGCAAGUUUUUUGACCAGAUGUUGCAGAUAUUUGGCAAGAAGUAUGUUAUGAACUCUGAAUCCCUGGCUGAUGAUACACCUGAAGUCAUAGAUUCAUAAAAUCCUGACAAUGACUCAGCAGUCGGCGAACAAACGAGGAUCAUUCRGACGAACAAAGAUGUUAAAGUUGCAAUAUUUACUACUGUACCUGAAAGGGAAAGAAGAGUGUUCGAGCUCUUUGUACAUACUGAAAUACUUUUACAUUCUUCAGAGAUGAACUGUGUGUGUGUGUGAGAGAGAGUGUGUCUCCUCCAGAGUGUCCUGGGAUUAUUAAAAACAGAGCCAUGACUCGGGACGCGCAGGAUUCGAGGAACAAAAUAACGAAAAUAAAAACAAAAGAGUGAAAGUCAAACCUCCAUGAGAACAUGUUUUUUGUAGUAAAACAUUUUUACUUGAACUUAAAGUGACUGAUUCAAAGCACACGUGAGUAGAAAAAACAAACAAGACCCUCAUACUGUAACUGUGGACUUGUUUGUUGUUGUUUUAUUUUUUGUCUUAAUUUUCCUUGUUAAAUUGUAAACAUUUGCACUCAUUUAUAAAAGUGUUAACCCUCUUUGUUGAAAAGUCAAGUUAUUUAAAUGGUUCUGUUCUCAAGUGUGGGUUAACUUCGUCCGGAGUUUUGUUUAUUUAAGUACUAUAAAUGUGUGUAUUAUAAAAGUUUUAUAUAUAUAUUUUUUGUCUCUCUUUGUUCCAUUUGAAAACUUGUCGAAGUGCAUUUGUGCCACGAAACGUGUCCCAAGUUUUUUGCAUAUUCAUUAAAAGAAUCCUGAAAUGUC
Molecule: messenger RNA, 4887 nt
Organism: Austrofundulus limnaeus
Lineage: Eukaryota; Metazoa; Chordata; Actinopteri; Cyprinodontiformes; Rivulidae
Exons: 25
Coding region: 302-4171 (1289 amino acids)
Biological process (GO): regulation of telomere maintenance via telomere lengthening; telomere capping
Cellular component (GO): shelterin complex
Molecular function (GO): telomeric repeat DNA binding
Source: RefSeq, a predicted model, not a curated record